Geodia barretti is the source of this 1407-nucleotide messenger RNA. NCBI's taxonomy places the organism in Eukaryota, Metazoa, Porifera, Demospongiae, Tetractinellida, Geodiidae. The record is from the annotation of a GenBank genome assembly.
AUGGGUGAUCCUGUCGAUGCCUUGACAACAAUUUUCACCGAAUCCUACUACUGGAUCACGGUGGUCAUGAUGUUCCUGAUUCACGCCGGGUUCUGCACCUACGAGGUAGGCGCAUCCCGGCGCAAGAAUGUUCUGCACACCUUGAUGAAGAACACGAUGCUGAUCCCGUUGGUCACCGUCACGUUCUUCUUCUUCGGGUGGUACGUCUAUUUCGCAUUUCCCAAUGUUCCGUUCGCGUCCGGCGGAUUCUCCGAUGCGUCGUUUGCGGAGCCGUGGGACGAGUUCAUGGGCGCCCACAUGCAGGACCGCAUCCUUGGUGUGUUCUGGGCGGCGUUCCUGCUCUUCUCAUGGACCACCGCCUCGAUUGUCUCGGGCGCGGUGAUCGAGCGUAUCAAGACCAGCGCGUUCCUCAUCUUCGCGGUCCUGAUCGGCUCCUUCACCUGGAUCCUCGACGCAGCCUGGGGCUGGCACCCGGGCGGCUGGAUGGUCCAGAUCCUCGGCUAUCACGAUGCUUAUGCGUCCGGCGUGGUGCAUGCCAUCGCCGGCGGCUCGGCACUCGCAAUUCUGUGCGUGCUGGGUCCGCGCAUCGGCAAGUUCGGGCCGAAUGGGGAGGUGAACGAGAUCAAGCCGCACAACCCCUGGCUGGUUACGGUCGGGCUGUUCCUGAUCUUCACCGGCUUCUGGGGCUUCUAUGCGGCCUGCAACGUGCCGAUCAUCGAUAUCGGCGGCGAGGCGGGGACCUUCUUCUCGGCCACCAACAUUUAUCUGAUGCCGACGACGCUGUCGGCGAUCGUCUUCAACUUCCUGAUGUCCUUCUCGGGCGGUCUGAUGGCGGCUUACAUCGUCACCAGGGGCGAUCCGUUCUGGACCUAUUCAGGCGGCCUCGGCGGCAUCAUCGCGGCCUCUGCCGGCAACGAUCUCUAUCACCCGUUGCAGGCACUCUUCAUCGCUGCGGUCGGCGUGGUGUUCAUGAUCUACAUGCACCGCUGGGUCGAGCGGCGGUUCAAGAUCGACGAUGCGGUCGGCGCGGUCGCCGUGCACGGUUACGCUGGGUUCUUCGGCGUCAUCGUGUGUGGCUUCGUGCUUUGGGGCUAUCCAGCCGGGAGCCCGAUGUUUGGCGACUACUCCGCGCGCGAGGCGUCGAUCGCGCUGUUCGAAACCCCGGAAGGCCUGCCGCAGAUCAAUCCGGUGGGUCAGAUUCUCGGGGCCAUUAUCAUGUUCUGGGUGCUGGGCUUCCUGCCCUGCUACGUGCUCGCCCGGGUUCUGCAGUACUUCAAGAUGCUGCGGGUGCCGCGCGAGGUCGAGCUGGCGGGUCUGGAUACGCAUCAACUCGGCGAUGCGUAUCCCUACCAUGCACACCAGGAAACGGCGUUCGAGAAGAUCGAGCGUACCUACGCCAAGGAAUAG